AUGCAGCUAAUAAUCCAAAAGGUAAAAAAAGCACAGGUCUCUGUAAACGGUACACCCAUAUCAUCAAUAUCAGCAGGUCUGCUCAUAUACAUAGGUUUCCAGCGCACAGACACUCCCGCUGCGCUGCACAAAGCGGUCCAAAAGAUAAAAUCGUUGCGAUUGUUCGAUGAUGCUCCCAUAGCAACGCACCACCACAUCAUGUUAAUAUCCAAUGUUACGUUGAAUGCGCGUAUGAAGGGCAAUAAGCUGGACUACCACAUAAUGAUGGAGCAGGACAAAGCGAGGAGCAUGUUUGAGUGUAUGGUGCGUGAGAUGAGACGUGUGCAUGGGGUUGUUUCUACGGGACAGUUUGGAUCUAACAGUGAGGUUGAGUGUGUUGUGGAUGGACCGUUUAAUUUUUUGUAUGAGAUUGAGGGUGGUGGGGAAAGCGUAAAAAGAUGAGGAUAUGCGAUUAGGGGUACGACAUGGGAUAGGUGAGGAAGAGUGGAUGAAAAAGAGUGGAUGAGGAAGAAUGGGUGAGGAAUGGGUGAGGAAUGGGUGAGGA
Molecule: messenger RNA, 544 nt
Organism: Vavraia culicis subsp. floridensis
Lineage: Eukaryota; Fungi; Microsporidia; Pleistophoridae
Product: D-tyrosyl-tRNA(Tyr) deacylase
Exons: 1
Coding region: 1-441 (146 amino acids)
Biological process (GO): tRNA metabolic process
Cellular component (GO): cytoplasm
Molecular function (GO): D-tyrosyl-tRNA(Tyr) deacylase activity
Source: RefSeq, a predicted model, not a curated record